AUGGCUCUGGGUGCCAGGAGUGAGGAGCAUGAGCUGGAGGAGGCCCUGCAGGAGCUGAGAGAAGCCCAGGGCCUGGAGGGGGCACCUCGGUUCCGGGCCGAGGAGGGCCAGGAGUCAGCCCCAUCCUCCAUUUCGACCUUGUCGGCCUCUGCCUCUGUUGCCCUGUACUCAAGGCCCUUAGAGGAGGCGAACGCCACUGCGAGACCAAGUCCACCCCAGAGCCCUCCUCAGGCACAGCCCUUGCCCCAGGCCAUGCCAGCACCCCUGGGGAACCAGUCCCCUGCCAAUCACUCCUGCAGCCAGGGGGACGAGGCCCCAGGGGACACCACGGUCUCGCUCCAAGAUGUGCUGCGCAGGAAGAAGAUCCAACUGGUGGCCUUCCUGCUCCACAAGUACCGCAGCAAGGAGCCGACCACGAAGGCAGAGAUGCUGGAGCUGGUCGCCCAGGAUCACGAAGACCACUUCCCUGACAUCCUCAGCCGUGCCACCUGGUGCUUGCAGCUGACCUUCAGCAUUGACAUAAAGGAAGUAGAUCCCAACAGCCACUCCUAUGUCCUGGUCCCCACCCUGGGCCUCACCUGGGAUGGGGUGACUGAAGAGCAGCACCUCCCCAAGAUUGGCCUCCUGGCGCUGCUCCUGGGCGUGAUUGUCCUGUGGGGAGGCCAGGCCCCUGAGGAGGAAGUGUGGGGAGUGCUGAGUGUUGUGGGCGUGUGUCCUGGGAGGGAGCACUUCAUCUAUGGGGAGCCCAGGGAUCUCAUCACCAGGGUCUGGGUGCAGGAGCAGUACCUGGAGUACCAGCAGGUGCCCGACAGUGAUCCCGCUUGCUGUGAGCUGCUCUGGGGCCCCAGGGCCCACGCAGAGGCCAGCAAGGUGCAGGUCCUGCUGUUUUUGCUCAGGCUGUUUAGCAGGGCUGCAGGCUCUUUCCUGUCCCCAUCCAAGGAGGCUAGAAGCAAUGAGGAACAGGGGUCCUGA
Manis pentadactyla (Chinese pangolin) is the source of this 972-nucleotide messenger RNA. RefSeq names its product melanoma-associated antigen 11-like. Lineage: Eukaryota; Metazoa; Chordata; Mammalia; Pholidota; Manidae. The coding region runs from base 1 to 972 and encodes 323 amino acids. The record is from RefSeq and is a predicted model, not a curated record. Gene Ontology annotation, cellular component: nucleus. The transcript has a single exon. Gene Ontology annotation, biological process: negative regulation of transcription by RNA polymerase II.